Messenger RNA from Populus nigra (black poplar), 2337 nucleotides. RefSeq names its product bifunctional dihydrofolate reductase-thymidylate synthase 1-like. NCBI's taxonomy places the organism in Eukaryota, Viridiplantae, Streptophyta, Magnoliopsida, Malpighiales, Salicaceae. Bases 405 to 1991 code for a protein of 528 amino acids. Gene Ontology annotation, molecular function: dihydrofolate reductase activity; thymidylate synthase activity. The transcript is spliced from 12 exons. Gene Ontology annotation, cellular component: mitochondrion; cytosol. The record is from RefSeq and is a predicted model, not a curated record. Gene Ontology annotation, biological process: one-carbon metabolic process; tetrahydrofolate biosynthetic process; dTMP biosynthetic process.
UGCACGCGCACAUAUUCUCACUUGGGCGGUAUUCCGCGUCGACCGUGCUUUUGGAUUUUCCUUUCUUAUUUUCUUACUCCCUUUUCUCUCCCCCCAUUGAAAAAGAAAGAGAGAUAGAGGGCGCAAAGAAAUCAAAAGCGAGGACCUAGCGAGUUUUUUUAGCUCCUUGUCAUUUCUUUGAACUCUUCUCCACUCUUAAACCCACUCUCAUUUUCACCGACCCCCUAAUUCUCUCUCUGUUUUUUGUUAUUUUGUCUUUCAGAAGUGCAAAUUAGGGUUCCGAGCUAUCAAGAUUCUUGCGAUUCACUCUUUGAUCGGUUUUACUGCACUGCCAAAAAAGUUGGGCGUGCAGUGUAGGUUACGAGGCGUCCUUUUCAAGUUUUUCUUGUGAUUUCUAUUCGAUCAUGUCUGGGGAUUCUGUGGCAAACCUUUCCAAUGGAAAUGCGAAUACACAGCAGUCUGAUCCACGGAAGACUUACCAAGUGGUUGUGGCUGCGACUAAGGACAUGGGUAUUGGGAAAGAUGGGAAGCUACCAUGGAAAUUGCCUUCGGAUCUUAAGUUUUUUAAGGAUUUGACCUUGACUACGAUGGAUUCUGGUAAGAAGAACGCGGUUAUCAUGGGAAGGAAGACGUGGGAAAGUAUUCCACUCGAGCAUAGGCCUCUUCCUGGCCGGCUUAAUGUUGUUUUGACACGUUCUGGGAGUUUUGAUAUUGCUACUGCUGAGAAUGUUGUGAUUUGUGGAAGCAUGGGUUCUGCAUUGGAGUUGUUGGCUGCGUCCCCUUAUUGUUUGUCGAUCGAGAAAGUGUAUGUUAUAGGAGGUGGUCAGAUAUUAAGAGAAUCUUUGAAUGCGCCUGGAUGUGAUGCUAUCCACAUUACAGAAAUUGAGACGGAUUUUGAUUGCGAUACUUUUAUCCCUGCAAUUGAUACCUCUGUAUUUCAGCCCUGGUACUCUUCUUUUCCCAAGGUGGAAAAUGACAUACGACAUUGCUUUACAACUUAUGUUCGAGUGAGAAGUUCUACAAUUGAAUCCCAUAGUCAAAACAAUGGUGAGAACUCUGAUGGUAAUUCAGAAAAUAGUAAAUUUGAGGUAAAGAAGUUCUCAUUCCUUCCCAAGAUGGUAUUUGAGAGGCAUGAGGAGUAUUUAUAUCUCAGAAUGGUUCAAGACAUCAUCUCGGAUGGGAAUUUGAAGGAUGACAGGACAGGAACUGGUACUCUAUCAAAAUUUGGUUGCCAGAUGCGAUUCAAUCUGCGCAAAAAUUUUCCACUUCUUACAACAAAGAAAGUAUUUUGGCGAGGCGUUGUUGAAGAACUCCUGUGGUUCAUCAGUGGUUCAACAAGUGCCAAGGUCCUUCAGGAAAAGGGCAUUCACAUAUGGGAUGGCAAUGCAUCCAGAGAGUACCUUGACAGUAUUGGGUUAAAGGACAGAGAGGAAGGUGACUUGGGACCUGUAUAUGGGUUCCAGUGGAGGCAUUUUGGUGCUAGGUAUACUGAUAUGCAUGCUGACUACACUGGUCAGGGAUUUGACCAGUUGUUAGAUGUUAUUGACAAGAUUAAGAAUAAUCCAAAUGAUCGCCGGAUUAUAAUCUCAGCUUGGAAUCCUUCUGAUCUCAAAUUGAUGGCGCUUCCACCUUGCCACAUGUUUGCUCAGUUCUACGUAUCCAAUGGAGAAUUAUCAUGCCAAAUGUACCAGCGUUCUGCUGACAUGGGCCUUGGUGUGCCCUUCAACAUUGCAUCUUAUGCUCUCCUGACAUGCAUCAUUGCUCAUGUCUGUGAUCUCAUUCCAGGCGAUUUUGUUCAUGUGAUUGGUGAUGCUCAUGUUUAUCACACUCAUAUCAGGCCUCUGCAGGAGCAGCUUCGGAAACUUCCAAAGCCUUUCCCAAUUUUGAAGAUCAAUUCUGAGAAGAAAGACAUAGAUACUUUUGUGGCAGCUGAUUUCAAGCUCAUAGGGUAUGAUCCUCACCAGAAAAUUGAAAUGAAAAUGGCGGUAUAGAGCUCCGCUCCAUUAAUGAUUUAGUGUAAUUGGAGACUCUGAUCCCUCCUCGGCAAAACAUGCUCGUAGUUUUGAGGCACAGCUGUUGGAGGCCUAUCAUGAUAUAGAGUGUGAUACGAAGGAUCAAAUAAAAAUUUGGUAGUUUUGGGAUAUACUUCAAGCUUAUGCUGUCGUAGUGAGAAUCCUUUAGUUCCACUCCCAGUCGUGGUUCUAAGGUGAUUUAGGAUACCUGUUUUUCACUUUUGGUUUCUCUUAAACUAGUGUUCUUUUUUUACUGAUCCAUCGCCUAAUUUCAACAAUACUCUACCGUACUUCUUUUGAAAUGGAUUGGAAUUUGGACGGGCUA